Molecule: messenger RNA, 1629 nt
Organism: Gordionus sp. m RMFG-2023
Lineage: Eukaryota; Metazoa; Nematomorpha; Gordioida; Chordodea; Parachordodidae
Exons: 1
Coding region: 1-1629 (542 amino acids)
Source: RefSeq, a predicted model, not a curated record
AUGAUUUUUCGUGCAGAUCGCUCAAGUGACAAGCGAAGAUAUAACAUUCCUAAUAUAGAUGAAGUAGCUAUGAUUUUUACAAAUGAUGAUGGUGAACCCCCAUUUAAACGGGAUAUUAAGGUCUAUCCUCGAGUUGAUGGUAGUGAUCUGAUAAAUAUAAAUAUAUUAAGCCCUAAUCUUGAUCCAAUGGUAUAUCCUCUAUUAUUUCCUUUUGGUGACCCUGGUUGGAAACCAGAUUUAAAGGGUGAAGAUACAGGGCGUACAAGGGCAAAUAUCUCACUACUACAGUUUAAAAUAUUUAGAUUAGCAAUUCGUGAAAAUGAAUUCAACCCAAUCCUUUUUGCUGGGAAAUUAUCACAACAAUAUAUUGUUGAUUCCUAUUUACAGGUCGAGGCGAAUAAUUUAAAUUUUAUUAGACAAAAUCAGCCAAAAUUUCGAGUAGAUAAAUAUUCUGGAUUAAUGGACUACUUGGAAACAAGGUCAAACAAUAUAAUUCCCGGUAAAGCAGUAAUAUUACCAUCAUCUUUUCAAGGUUCUCAAAGAAAUAUGCGAGAACGCUAUCACGAUGCAAUGGCCAUUGUGCUCAAAUUUGGCAAACCUGAUUUGUUUAUUACUUUUACAUGCAAUCCUAAUUGGCGUGAAAUUAAGGAAAAUCUAUUUCCCGGGCAAAGUCCUACAGAUAGACCAGAUUUAAUAGCCCGUGUUUUUAAAUUAAAAUUAAAUGAAUUAUUGUUCGAUAUAAAUAAAAAAAAAUUAUUUGGUAAAUCUAUGGCUUUUAUAUAUACAAUCGAGUUCCAAAAAAGAGGUUUGCCUCAUGCCCAUAUACUUAUUAUUUUAAACGAUGAUAGCAAAAUUGAAACAUCUCAAGCUAUAGAUAAAUUUGUUUGUGCCGAAAUGCCAGAUAAAAUUCUCGAACCUAAACUUUUUCAGAUUGUUACCCAUUUUAUGAUACAUGGUCCUUGCGGGAUAUUUAACCCCAAAUCGCCUUGCAUGGAAAAUGGCAUAUGUACCAAAAAAUUUCCUAAGGAUUUUCAAAUGGAAACAAGACCAAAUAUUGAUGGGUAUCCAUAUUAUAAAAGGCGAGAUAAUGGUAUUACAAUUCUUUCCGGUAAACCUACGGAUAAUCGUUAUGUUAUUUCAUAUAAUCGAUAUCUAAUGUUAAAAUUCAAUGCUCAUAUUAACGUGGAAAUUUGUACAUCUAUUAAAUCGGUAAUAUAUAUCUUUAAGUAUAUUUAUAAGGGCUGUGACUGUACUAAUGUUGACAUUAAUGUUGCUUCAAAUAUAAAUAUUCAUGACGAAAUUAAAUCACAUUUAAAUGCGCGAUAUGUGAGUGCAUGUGAAUCAAUGUGGAGAUUAGAAAAUAAUCUGCAUGACCGCUCGCACGCUGUUAUUCGCUUAGGAAUUCAUUUACCUUUACAACAGCCAGUAUAUUUCACUGAUGGACAUGAAAGAGAUGCUUUAUUGAGAUCAGAAAAUAAACAUACUACUUUAACGGCAUGGUUUGAGUUAAAUAAGACAGAUCUAAAUGCUAUACAAUAUCUUUAUGGGGAAAUACCUUAUCAUUAUGUGUUUACAAAUUACCAUUGGAAACUAAGAAAAAAACGAUUAAAUGUAAUUUCGAGAAUGUAA